AUGUUUCUGAACGGACGCAACGGAGCCACUGUGAAGCCUCUGCGGAAACCCAAGUGGGCGGCGCUGGGACUACAACUCCCAGAGGGCUUUGUUCGCACGGCGCCUGCGCGGUGCGCCGACGGGGGGGCGGUCGGGCCAUUUAAAUGUGUGUUUGUGGGCGAAAUGGCUGCGCAGGUCGGAGCGACGCGCCUCGUCCGGGCUACGGCUGCCACGGCGGCUGCCAAUGCGGCGGCUGCAACGCAGGAAGAAGCGGACAAAGACGGGAAGGAGAAGCCGUGCACUCAGCCUCGAGGGGUGAAGCGAGCGCGCCGAGCGAGUAGCAGCGCCGCUGGAGGAGUCUCCCAGGAGAAGCGAGGGCGGCCCAGUCUGGAAGCUCCACUUGCACCGCCGCCGCCUCCUCCUCCUCCUCCUCCUCCUCCGCCGCCGCCGCCGCCUCCUCUGCACAGGAGGCAGAGGCGUCGCAGUCGCCCCCAGACGGCGCCCCCCAGCAUCCAGGCUCGCCCCGCGGUGGAGAAUCUGCACCUCUCGCCUCCCCCCGGCGCCUCCACUUCCACCUCGGCUUCCACCUCCAUUGUGGCCUCCUCGCCUGCCGCCGCAGCCCUCUUCACCUUCUCACCCCUCACGGUGCGCCCUGCCCUCGGACCCAAGGCCAAGCGCCACAAGCACCGCCACCACCACCACCACCACCACUACUUCCACAGCAGUCGCGCCUCCCAGGCUCAGCCUCUUCCUCCUGCUCUUCCUCCUCCUCCUCCUCCUCCUCCUGCAACUCUCCUCAGCUCUUCUCAGGCCAAGGAGAGCAAGCAAGAGAACGGGGAGCAGCGCCCCUCGGGGGGCCCCCUGCUCAAGGCCCCCAAGCGAGAAACACCCGAUGAAAAUGGUAAAACCCAGAGAGCUGAGGAUUUUGUCUUGAAGAAAAUCAAGAAGAAAAAGAAAAAGAAACACCGAGAAGAUAUGCGAGGAAGACGCCUUAAAAUGUACAAUAAGGAAGUACAAACUGUCUGUGCUGGCCUGACCCGUAUCAGUAAGGAAAUUCUCACCCAAGGACAAAUAAAUAGCACUUCAGGAGUUAAUAAGGAGUCCUUCAGGUAUCUGAAAGAUGAACAGCUGUGCCGGUUAAAUUUGGGCAUGCAAGAAUAUCGGGUACCCCAGGGAGUACAAACACCUUUUAUGACUCACCAGGAACAUUCUAUUCGUAGAAAUUUCUUGAAAACAGGUACUAAAUUUAGCAACUUUAUUCAUGAGGAACACCAGUCCAAUGGUGGUGCUCUUGUCCUUCAUGCUUAUAUGGAUGAACUCUCAUUUUUGUCUCCAAUGGAGAUGGAGAGAUUUUCGGAAGAGUUUCUUGCUUUGACAUUCAGUGAAAAUGAGAAAAAUGCUGCGUACUAUGCUUUAGCAAUAGUGCAUGGGGCGGCUGCUUAUCUCCCAGACUUCUUGGAUUACUUUGCUUUUAAUUUCCCCAACACUCCAGUGAAAAUGGAAAUUCUGGGCAAGAAAGAUAUCGAAACAACCACCAUUUCAAAUUUUCACACUCAGGUCAAUAGGACAUACUGCUGUGGCACCUACAGAGCAGGUCCGAUGCGGCAGAUAAGUCUUGUUGGAGCAGUAGAUGAAGAAGUUGGGGAUUAUUUCCCAGAGUUCCUUGAUAUGUUAGAAGAAUCACCAUUUCUGAAAAUGACUUUGCCCUGGGGAACACUUUCCAGUCUCCGACUCCAGUGUAGGUCCCAGAGUGAUGAUGGGCCUAUUAUGUGGGUACGGCCUGGAGAGCAGAUGAUUCCAACAGCAGAUAUGCCAAAGUCACCCUUCAAAAGACGACGAUCAAUGAAUGAAAUUAAAAAUCUCCAGUACCUACCUCGGACCAGUGAACCCCGUGAAGUUCUCUUUGAAGAUAGGACAAGAGCGCAUGCUGAUCAUGUGGGUCAGGGGUUUGACUGGCAGAGUACGGCAGCUGUUGGGGUUUUGAAAGCUGUACAGUUUGGUGAAUGGAGUGACCAGCCUCGAAUAACCAAAGAUGUAAUUUGUUUUCACGCUGAGGAUUUUACAGAUGUUGUACAGAGACUUCAAUUAGACCUUCAUGAACCUCCAGUUUCCCAGUGCGUACAGUGGGUGGAUGAAGCCAAACUAAACCAAAUGAGGCGGGAAGGCAUUCGUUAUGCUAAAAUCCAACUCUGCGACAAUGAUAUUUACUUCAUCCCUAGAAAUGUCAUUCAUCAGUUCAAAACAGUGUCAGCAGUGUGCAGCUUAGCCUGGCAUAUAAGGCUUAAACAGUACCACCCUGUUGUGGAAGCCACUCAGAACUCAGACAACAGUUCUGAUGUGGACUGUAGUUUACCUGGAAAUCAAGAGUUAGAAGUUGACUCCCAGUGUGUGAGAAUAAAAACUGAAUCUGAGGAAACCUGUACAGAGAGGAAGCUGUUGGCCACUGCUUCAUCCUCCUUCCCACCUUCUUCAGAACUUAAUCUCCAGCAAGGUCAGAUGACUCAACCGAUUCCAGUUCUAAAGGUGGAAAGUAGACUGGACUCCGACCCGCAACAUAAUCUGCAGGAACAUUCAAGCACUCCUGUGUGAUUUGUACAUAUUCAAACACAUUUUUUAACUUUUUUAAAUUUUGAUGUGAAGUUAUAGUUUUAUAACUGGCUUAAGUUAAGUUUUAUUGGAGAAAUCUUGCCUAUAAUUCUAUAAAGAGAAAUGACAUUCCACAAAUGUCAAGCAUAUCUUUUUUACACAGAUUAUGCAAAGUUAAGAGUUGUAUCUUAUCCCGUUAGUACAGUACGUAAUAGUGGGUCUGCUGCUACUUUCUGUUUUAAGGUGUGAGGUAACAAUUCAAUCUCUUCUUCAAAUCAACAUGCAAAUUCUCUGGAAUAACAGAUUCUUAUUUGGUAAAUUAUUUAGAUCCCUGAUUUUAUCUUGCCCUGCCUCUUGCCAUAUUUGCUGUUUUACAGACGACCAGGCUUACAACUUAGGUCUUUAUGGCAUAGAAUGAAUUUCUAGAGUAAAAAUGGCAUAAGGUUGCAGAGAGAAUCCCUGCAUCUUCUACAUGGGCAAAUAAGUUUAGUUCCAAACAUUAAAACAAAAACAGUCUACAAAAAA
Suncus etruscus (white-toothed pygmy shrew) is the source of this 3090-nucleotide messenger RNA. RefSeq names its product round spermatid basic protein 1 (gene RSBN1). The coding region runs from base 1 to 2568 and encodes 855 amino acids. Gene Ontology annotation, cellular component: nucleus. The record is from RefSeq and is a predicted model, not a curated record. The transcript has 8 exons. NCBI's taxonomy places the organism in Eukaryota, Metazoa, Chordata, Mammalia, Eulipotyphla, Soricidae.